AUGGAUACACAGAUAACGAGAUUGCUUGGCCUCCUUCAUAACAGGUUGCGAGGCAUUGGAAGAAGACGAAGAAGCCCGGGAAACAGAAUUCCAAAUUUUGACAACAACGUUCCAAUUUCCAGCAGACGCAAUGCCAAUGCCGACGACUUGUGGCUAUCCCGGUUUAGAAUCCAAUUUCACUUCCACCGGCUAUACCUCAGGGGAUCCAUGGCUGCUAUUCUUUCAGUCCUUCAACACUCAUCUUGCCCUGAAAAUAUAAUCUUCCACUUGGUGUCUUCUGUUGCCGCCGACACCUCCCAUCUCAACCUCACAGUCACAAAGUCAUUUCCUUACCUUCAGUUCAACAUCUAUCCUUUCGAUGAUUCGCCGAUGGCGAGGUUGAUCUCAACUUCUAUUCGUGCUGCACUGGAUCGUCCACUCAACUAUGCCCGCAACUAUAUGGCUGAUAUGCUCCCAGAAUGCAUUCAAGAGGUUGUUUAUCUAGAUUCUGACCUCGUACUCGUCGAUGAUAUUGCUAAACUUGUUGCAACUCCUCUGGGCACUAAAGCAAUUUUAGCAGCACUUGAGUACUGCAACGCAAACCUCACCUCCUAUUUCACGCCCAAAUUCUGGUCCAACCCCUCUCUUUCCUUAACCUUCUCUUUCACCUCCAGCACUUCCACCAGUUAUACCUCAACCACAAGCAUCCGCUGCACCUGUCCAACAGCCACCACCAACACCAGCCCUAACAAUACCCCCACCAAUUCCACCACCUAUGGCACCAGCUCCCGCACCCACAAUACCCCCACCAAUUCCACCACCUACGGCACCACCAGCACCAUGCCAGUACCAACUAUUGCGUCCAGCCACAGCACCAGAUUUGGUUCUCCCACCUGA
This is a messenger RNA of Fraxinus pennsylvanica, 876 nucleotides long. NCBI's taxonomy places the organism in Eukaryota, Viridiplantae, Streptophyta, Magnoliopsida, Lamiales, Oleaceae. The record is from the annotation of a GenBank genome assembly.